AGAGACGACCCAUACCCGUGCCAGGGGCUAGGGCCCAGGUGAGAGGAUCAGUCUGCCCGCCCCCACCACCUGGUGAAGUGAAAACACAAGACGGAACAUCCUGCGAGAAAGAGCUGCAACACGCUGGGAGGGGGCCACAGAAUACAAACGGGUUGAAACACAACAGGAAGGGCUAUAGCACACGUGAAGGGGUAGGAAUACGCACUGAGCAGCAGCAACACGCAUUAGGAGGGACUGAAACACACCACCACCACAAUGGAGGAUCCUUAUCAUAUAGAUGUGAUGUACAACUGGUUUAAGUACAGUGUGUCCAAAGUGCCGCCUCACGUUAUAGACAAGAAAGAGAAGAGAAAAUGGAAGAUUGAGUACGUCGAACCUUAUGGCCGGUGCACCAUCGCCACACAGGACAUCAAGGAAGGGGAGGUGCUCUUCGUGGACCACCCCGUCGUGACCGGUCCCAAGCAGACCUCUGAUGUCAUGUGCCUCGCCUGCUACCGUCGUCUAGAGUCUUGGGAUGGCUACCAGUGUUCCAAGUGCAGGUGGCCGUUGUGUGGGCCAGAGUGCGAGGGUCGUGGCUAUCACCCGCUCGAGUGCAACGCCUUCGCCGCCUCCGGGUAUAAACCUAACCAGAAGGACUUCUCUGAGGCUCAGUACAUGUACGAAGCCAUGCUGCCUCUCAGGUGUUACUGCUUAACUAAGAUGGAACCGGAUAAGUGGAAGACGUUGAUCGCCAUGGAGAGCCACAAUGACCUGAGGCGUGGCACUGAACUGUGGGAGAGAGAGCAGACCAACGUGGUGGACUACCUCCUGAAGAAGGUGAAACUCGGUGUCGACGAAGAACUCCUCCACACUAUCACUGGCAUCCUCGAUGUCAACUGCCACGAGGUUCGCAGCAAUUUACCAGGUACCCAAGACCAGUACCUAGUGAGGGGGAUCUACCCGCUGUGUGCCAUGAUGUCUCACUUCUGCGUUAACAACACCCACCACACCCUCAUGGACGACAUGACUAUGGUGGUUAUAGCCUCUACACCUAUCAAGAAGGGCGAGCAGCUGACAGCGACGUACACACACGUGCUCUCGGCCACCACGGAGCGUCGGAAACAUCUCAAGUACGGCAAGUUCUUCGACUGCGCUUGUGACCGUUGCAAGGAUCCGACGGAGCUCAACAUGUACUUCGGGGCUCUUCGGUGUUCUCAGCCUGGCUGUGGUGGCAACAUUCUCUGUACCGACCCCCUCGCACCUGCCAACGAUGGCAUCUGGGAGUGUGACAAAUGCCGCUACAAGGUUUCGGCAGCGACGGUGGAGCGGCUUAACAAGCUGGUUUACAUGGAACUGCGUCAGGCGGGGGAGGAUGACCCGGUGAAGCUGGAGACAAUCUUCAAGAAGUACCAAUACGUCUUUCACCCACAACACUUCCACCUGGUGGGCAUUAAGCACUCCCUCUCUCAGAUGUACGGGCGCCUGCCAGGUUACAUCCUGACAGACCUGAGUGACGCUCAACUCCUGAGGAAGGUGACGUGCUGCAAAGACCUUCUCCAGGUGCUGGACGUACUUGAUCCAGGCAUCACCAGGCUCAGAGGGUUAACGGUUUAUGAACUUCACGCCCCGAUUCUACUUCAAGCCAACAGGGCCUUCCAGAACACAGCAAUCACGAAGAGAGAGUUCCUGGAGCAACUACACGAGGCGGAGGGUUACCUACUCAAAACCGUCUACUGCCUUAAACACGAGCCUCUCUCAUCCUUCGAGGGCGAGAUAUGUAAGAUCGCCAGGAACUCACUACAGGAACUACAGAAGUGGAUUCAGAAGGUAGAGACGUUACCUGACUCUCACUUCAUCCCGGAGAAACAAGAAGCGUUGCCCUCCCAGCUCAGCGAGGAGGACCUUACUCUCGAGACGCUCCUUAAGAAGCUCGAGGAACAGUAAAUGAUUUGCUUGAAACACACACACCACCUCAGCUGCUUAUUCCCCAGUGACACUCUCCAUAUCUGCUUGUUCAGUCCUCGUCUGUGUCUCUCUCAGUGUGAUCGAGCUGAACAUAAACUGCAUAUAAAUAAACCGAAAUGUGUGCUUACAUCUCGGGACCGUUAUAUAUGUGUAUGUCCUCAGCCAGACUAACAACGUAAAGGCUCCUCCGUGAUCUCGCUAAGUGUCUAUAAUUUCCUCUGGUUGGUAAUUUCUAUUUAUGUUUAGUAUUUGUGUAUAGUAUUGUACGUGGUGUUACAUCCUGCAUAAAUACACACAGAGCAAUAUGCAAUGUUAUAUAGAAUUUGUAUGUAAUUUAAUUCGGGUCUGAAUGGGCAGUUAGUAUUUCUUCUAGAGCUACAAAUUAUCUGUAAUUUUUUCACUAACUCUUGCUCAGUUCACGUUUUUCCAAACUUCAAUAACAAAUGUGUUUUUUCUUUAACUUGUGGGUUGUUUCAAGUGCAGCUUUAUGCGAACAGUGGCCCAUUCUUGGUCACCCAUUCUUUUUAUUUGCAGAUUUAAGUCUUGUUUGCCAACUGUGGUGGCUCCGGUUCAAACCCGGCACCCAGAGGUAUAAUUUUUUGUUUAUUGUAAAAGGUAAUUGAAAUUUCAUUUGGAAAAAUGAAGUGCCUUACGUGACGUGUCUUACUCUAAGUCAUAUGUAAGUUAUCUAAUUGUAAGCAUCAUUGUUAUUGUCAGGUAUUUUCACCUGAUAAAUUAAUUAUGUGUUUGGUUGUUGACAGCUUCUGAGGUUUCCAUUUUCAAUAUUCCUGAUGUCUGUAUCUUAUGAAAUACAAAGCACAGAUAUGCAA
Messenger RNA from Homarus americanus (American lobster), 2774 nucleotides. Its product is annotated as SET domain-containing protein SmydA-8-like. The transcript has 13 exons. Lineage: Eukaryota; Metazoa; Arthropoda; Malacostraca; Decapoda; Nephropidae. The record is from RefSeq and is a predicted model, not a curated record. The coding region runs from base 256 to 1923 and encodes 555 amino acids. Gene Ontology annotation, molecular function: protein binding.